This is a messenger RNA of Paramecium tetraurelia, 342 nucleotides long. RefSeq lists its product as uncharacterized. The record is from RefSeq and is a predicted model, not a curated record. Lineage: Eukaryota; Ciliophora; Oligohymenophorea; Peniculida; Parameciidae. The transcript has a single exon.
AUGUCUUAAUUUUAAACUUUAGACUUGGGGGUUUCUAGUGAAACUAAAUCUAUAAUCCAUAAAUCUAUACUGAAAAAUCCAUAGCGGUGUUUUAAUCAAAGUAAAGUUAGAUUGGAUUGGGCAGGGAAUUAAGUAGUCAAAGGUGGAUUACAUAAAAUAGUUUUCUUAAACUAAGAUGAUACUCCUCGAACAUUUAUGGAUAUAUUAACUAAUGAUUUUACGGAAUCAUGUGAUACUGUUAUUCACAAAAAAAAAAAAAACCUUAAUUAUUAAUAAGCAGAAAAUUAUAUCAAAAAUCAGUGUGAAGAAAGUUAAUAAUCUAAUUGUUGUUUAAUUUAAUGA